Molecule: messenger RNA, 6138 nt
Organism: Plasmodium vinckei vinckei
Lineage: Eukaryota; Apicomplexa; Aconoidasida; Haemosporida; Plasmodiidae
Product: asparagine-rich antigen, putative
Exons: 1
Coding region: 1-6138 (2045 amino acids)
Source: RefSeq, a predicted model, not a curated record
AUGCAUAAUUUCAGAGCAAAAGAAGCUAAGCAUAAUAAAAAUAAGGAGAACUUAAAUGGUCCAUAUUAUACCCAAAAUUCAGAAAACCAUAUAAAAACAAAUAAAGAAAAACCGUUCCAUAGUAGCAGUAGCAAUUAUAAAUAUAUUCGAGAUAACCAAAAUAAUUUAGUCGAUUAUUUAAGUUAUAAUAAUUACACAUUUAGUAACUGUAAUGGAAAUUAUAACUCACGAAAAAUGUAUUAUAAUAAAAAUAUGAAUAACAGAUAUCAUAAAAUGCAUUAUAAUAAUGAAAAUGAGAAUGACUAUAUAGGAAGAAAUAAAAAUUAUAAUAACAAUAAUAAUAUUUUCAAAGAUGGAAUUGGUUAUGAAAAAUUUAAUAGACGACAUAAUCAGAACAAUAACAAUUUCUAUUAUAAUAAUGUAGACAAUAAUAAUGAGUACAAAACUAUAGGAAAUGAGUUAUUACCCCUAAAACAUAAAAACGAGCUUGAUAAAUCACAAAUUAAUGUUACAGCUGAUAAUGAAUUAAAUAAUAAAAAAUUUAAAGAUAUUGAUAAAAAAAAUAGCCAUCAAAAUGUAAUGAAAAAAGGAAAUAAUAGGAUGCGUAAAAAUAACUUCAUUUCAUUGGUGCCCCCCCAAAAUAAUGAUAAUGGUUGUAAUGUAGAAAAUCAAAUUAUUCACCCUGAAAAUGAAAAUAUCUUUGUAGAAAAAAAGAAAAAAAAUUAUAGCCGGUAUAAAAAUAAUUGUAAAAAUAAUUAUUCCUAUAAUUCGAAUAAUAGUAAAGGCCACACAUAUUUUAAUGAGAGUUAUAAUAACCCAGAAAAUUAUAACUACACAAGAUACAGUAAUAACACUGGAAAUAAUUCAUUUAGUUAUCGAAAUAAUAAUGUUAAUAGUGGAUAUAAUAAAAGCAGAAAUACUACUUCCAAUUAUAACAAUGUCCCUGAUAUAAUAGGAAAAAAUGUUGUUAGCAAAAGUGAAAAUAUAAAAUGUGAUACCCCAAGUAAUAUAAAAUUUAAUGAUCCCAUUUAUAAUGCUACAAAUAAUAGUAACGAUUAUAAUUUAUGUAUUAAUGGGUAUAGUAAUACUAAAAAUAGUUUUGAUUUAUUUGUUACCAGCAAAAAAAGUGUGCUUGAUGAUGUUGGGACAAAUAGUGAAAUAUGUUGCGAUAUAGAUAAAAGUAUAGGUUUUGAUUUGAAUAAAAAUAAUGCUAGCUAUCAAAAUAAAGAACAAAAUAAUGAUGCUGAAAAAAAUGAAAAAAAUAAUAUGACGACACAGAAAGAGCCUAUUUGGGAUACUUUCGCUUAUCAAAAGGACAAAAUAGAUAUACAAAAAAGUGGAGAAUGUGUAGAGGAAAAAACGAAUAUUAUUGCUAAGUUAGACGAAAAUGUAGCAAAGGGAGGUCAAAUAAAUAGUGGCAAUAAUAAUGAUAGAAAUUCUUGUAAUUAUACCCGAACGAACAUGAAUAAUAGUUGUCAAUAUCCUGAUGCCAAUCAUGAAGAGAAUGGAAACAAUUCAAAGUUUGUAUUUAACAAAAAUAAUUAUGGAAAAAAAAAUACCCCAAUUAAGUAUUAUAACAAUUCAUAUAAUUUUAAUUAUCGUAAUAACAUAAACACAAGGUAUUUCAGAAGGAAGCACAUAUCAUAUGAUAACAACAGUGGUAGCUAUAAUACUAAUUAUUAUUACAAAAAAUUAGACAUUGAUCGUAAAGUUAAUGAAGCAUGUAAAGAUAGAGACGAAUGUACCAUGGACUUAAGUUUCAUUGAUGAAAAUGACAAAAAAUCGGAAAGCAACAAAGUAAAUAUAAAGCUUGCUGUAGAAAAUGGUGACAUCAAUGUUUUAGAUGACAGUAUCUGUAAUCCAAAAUUAAAAGAUAACGAACUUGUGAUAAAUGAAGAAAAGGAAAAAGUUAGUAAAAAUCAGCAUUCCGAAUCGUAUAAUGAUAAUAAUAAUAAUAAUAAUAAUAAUAAACAAAACAACGUAAAUACAAUUAAUGAACCUGAUGAGGAUGAGAAUAAAAAAGAAGAAAGCCCCAAAAUAAAUAUCCUUCCACAAUCCACAAAAAGUAUAGAAUACCAAUUCGAAAAAAUUCCUAAGAAUGUUCCAAUUUUAGCUAAUAAUGAAGAGGAAAAUGGCAAUCAAAAUAAUAGUCUCAUCAAUAUGAGCAAUAUUUGUGUGUCUAAUUUAAAAAAUAAUAAUACUUCCCUAUAUAAUUCAGAUAAAAGAAAAAAUGCGAAAUUUUAUAAAAAUAAAAUGGACAUUACGAAAAUGAAAAAUACUUCUUUGAAUAUAAAUAAAAAACAAAUUGAAAUGAAUCCUAUAAAAAUCGAUACUUUAGACAUUCCUGAAAAUAAAUGCAAUGAUAAUGAUACUUUAUUUUUGGAAAAAAAUGAUGAUACUAAUAAUGGGAAGGGUAUAUUUACUAUUUCCUCAGGUUUAGAAUAUGAUUAUACAGUAUUUGAUAUAAAAAAAGAAGCAACUCAAAGUACGACUAUGAUAUGCUCAUCCGAUGGUAAAAGUGGGCUGAAUAAAAAUGAAGAACAUCUUAUUCAAUUUGGAUGUGUUGGAAAUGAAAGUAUAAACACUUUUUUUAAUAAACCUGUCAGCAUAAAUAAUAGCAAUGCCAGUGUUGGUAGUAAAAAAUUGGGAUCCAUACAAAAUGAAACAUUGAACUGUUAUAAAUCAGAAGUUCCCGAUUUUAAAGAAAACAAUGCUUGUUAUAAACCUGGUAAAAAGAAUAUCACUUCUUAUACAAAUAAAUCCCAUUGUUCUUUAGUUAAAUCGGGAGAUAAUUUUGUCGAAAUGAAGAAAAAAGAAGUUAUUUAUACAAAUGCGAAAAAACGGAAAAAUCGAAAAAAACGAAAAAAUAUUUUAAAAAAUAUUACUUCAACCAAUGAACCCAAAUCAGGUAAAACAAGCAAAACAAGCAAAACAAGUAAAACAAAUAAUACACAUCCUUUUCCAAAAUCUUUUCAAGAACCAAAAAUGAGAGAUAAUAAUGUUGGAGAAAAUGGAAUUUGUGAUGGUAAAAAAAUAAAUCAAAGACAUCGAAGUAUACAUAAUAGGUCUCAAUCAGAAAGUAUAUAUAAUUGUAAAGAUAAUUAUAUUAAAAAUUUGGAAAUAUCUAUGACCAAACCUCAUAUGGCAAAUUUUAUACAAUCAGUAAAUAGUGAAAAAUUUAGAAGCAUAUUAAAUAAAUAUAUAUUUAAUUGUGACAACAAUAUAAAUGAUGAAGAAACUCUGUUUUCGUGUGAUAAUACCACAAUUGAUAAUGAAGCUGAAAAAGUAAUUCUAGAUAAAUAUGUGCAUAAAGAAAUUGCCCAAGCUGAAUUAAAAAUAAGUUUACCACAUGUAGUGACUUGUUCAUCGAAUGUAAAUAAUAAUUUAGGAAACCAAAAGGAAGUAUCAUACCGUUACAAUGUUAAACCAGAUAAAUGUGUAUCAAAUUACGAGGGUUCACCCCAAAACAAUGUUGCAUAUGUUGUAAAUACUGUGCCCCAUUUUGAUAGCCUUAACAAUUAUGAAAAAAAAUGUGAGCAUAAUGAUGUGGAGAACAUUAUAAAUAAACAUACCUCUUUAAAAAAAACAGCAGAUUUGAUUAGUUACACUUUAUACAACUUUAAUAAAGAGUUUAAUUGCGGUUAUAAUGUUAAAACACAAAAUACGUUUCUUUCUAUAUAUAACGAAAAACAGAAUUUGGGAAAAAACAAAUACAAAAUAAACAAUAAAAAUAAUAUCAAUGAAAAAGAUAGCACGCAUUUCGAUUUAGUUAGCACUUGCUCGGACCCCAAAACUAAGGAUACUGUAUUGAAGAUCAAAGAAUGUGUAAAUAGUAUUGACGCUAAGGUGUGCGAAAAGGAUGAUAUAAUAAGUUACAGAGAGUAUAGAGAAAAUCGAAAAAAUAAUAACCAUACACCUCAACAAUGUCAUAACAAAGAAAACUUAAGCAUCAAUUACGAUAGAAACAAUAGCAUUAACUUUAUGAUAGACGACUUGAAUGAUUCUCAUCAUCAAAAAAAAUCAAAUUCCAAAAAAUCGAACAUUAGUUAUAGUGAAAAGGAUUGUUUAAAAAAGUGUUUAGUGAUAGAAAGUGAGUCUAUUGACAAGAAUAAGGUUUAUAUAAACAAUACAGAUAUUAAUCGAGGUAAUAAUGCUUAUGCAGAAAAUCAAGAAAAUAAAAAAAAAAUGAAUGUAAAUAAUAAUAUGUAUUUAAAAAAUAACAAGAACAAUAGUAAUACAAAUAACGUAAGUUAUUGCAAUAAUAUAGGCAUUAAGUAUAAUACAAACUGGUAUUAUAACAAAUUUAAUAAUGUUGUAAAUUCAAAUACUAAUGGGAAUAAAAGUUGGGAAGGAAAAUAUUCGAGCGAAUACAUAGGGACGGGAUCUUUUGCAGGGGAUUCAUUAAAUAGUCAUAAUUUUGAUACGCAUAAAGAAAUAAACAACAAAACGAACAAUGGAAAUUAUCCUAUGUAUGUACCAUCCUAUGUUGGGAAUGGAGGAAAUAAUAAUUUUUGUAACAAUUAUAAUUUCAAUAGUUUAAGCAAUUUCGAUAACUGUGAUAAUUAUACUAAUGCUCCAUAUAGUUGUAACACAGCACCAUAUAAUUAUAAAAGUUACAAUUAUUCUGCCGAGAGGAAUAACAAUAGUAAAAAUGCUAAUAACCGCUAUUAUGAGGUAACCAAAAAUGUGUAUAACUCUAGUGGUAAUGCUAAUAAAAAGCAUUUAAAUAAUAUGAGCCGAAAUGGAGAGAAAGAAAAUAGUGGCUAUUUUUUUAAUACAAAAUAUUCUGGUAUAAAUAAUUAUGAAAAUGUAGCUAGCACUUUUGCUUUCGUUGACAAUGAUAAUUAUAUUAAUCAUAACAAAAAUAACAACAAUGGAAGUGGUACAAAUUUUAAUCGUAACUCACGGGGUAAUGAAAAUGAUAUGAAUUGUACAGUCAAAUAUGGUGGAAAAGGCAAUUCUACAAGCUAUGGUCAUGACAAUUAUACGAAAAAUUGGAAUGGCACAUCUAACUAUCGUAAUAAUUACAAAAUGAAGACAAACUAUCGUUUUGAUAAUAAUUAUAUGGAUAUACAUCGAAAAUAUUCGCCAAAUAAUAUGAAAAAAAAUAUGAGAAAAAUAUGGAAUAGUCACAAAAAUAUUGAUGAAGGUGAGGAAAAGCAUCCUAUUGUUAAAAAGUAUAAUAUAUAUAAUAGUUUUACAAAUGUGGACAAUAAUAAAGAUAUCAGUGAUAACAAUGAAAAUGAAAAAUUAAACUACAAUAAGGAUAAAGAUAAACAAAGCGAUUAUAAUGUGAUUGAAAAUGAGCUGAACAAGAUGGAACAGAACAUUGGGAGCAACAUGCCUAAAGAUGUAGCAAAUAAUGUGGUGAACGAAAUAGAAGGGGGUGAAAGCAAUAAAAAGGAAGUUAAAAAUGGCACUGAAACAUAUAAUAGAAAUAGAAAAUAUGGAGACGUGAUAAAUAAUAAUUAUAAAAAAAAUUUAAUAAAAAAAAAUAGAUCCGACGGUGGAAAUUUGAACAACAUAACGAUUAAUGAAGGAGACAAUUUGCUGAUGCAUAAAAAUGCUAAAGAUGAUUGUACAAAUAAAAAAGUGAUAAUAGAUAAUGGUGAUGUGGGAACUUGGGAAUGCUAUAGAAAUGAGAGUGUCAACCCAAAUAAUUCCCCACAAGUUAGUGAAAAAAAAAAUAGUAAAGGAUAUACUUUAUAUAAUAAAAAAACAUAUUCUAAACAGAAUGCAAAAAAAAAUGGGAAUGUUUUAUUUAAUAAUGAUUCAUAUGUUAUUUCUAAUGGUAAAAAUUGUUCACCUCUUUCAAAAAAUAAUAAAAGCAAUAAUAAUUCUAAUUUUUUAAAAAAGAAUGACAAUGUAAAAAUUUUAGAUGAAGAAAAACAAAAAGUAGAUGCAAGAUGUUUAUCCAGUGUUGGGAUGGAAGAUAAUGAAUCUCGUGUUAAUGAAAAGACAGUUUGUAAUAAUAAAGUAACGACAUUCCCCGAUAAAUCCUCACAAAGUAGUAUUAAUGGCUAUGCAAAUAAUAUUGAAACGAAUAGCAACAUUUACAAAGGUAGUAGUUAUAACAUAAAAAAUAGCUUCAAUAAGAAUGAUAACAACAUUAGCAAUUUCAGUGUAAAAAAAGUAUAA